AUGGCAAAUGCGUACCAGACAACCCUGGACAGUCCAGCACAAACUAAGCGGGAGUCAUUUCUGAGUGUCGCCAAAUUCGGCAGAGAGCGGGCUAAUUACUUCGCGAGUUCACCUUUGAAUCGGCUCUCAUUUCUCCGCGAUAACCACGAAUUUCUUACCGGGGCAUUCGACCACGCCUCGACCAAUUUCAUCUGUUUUCGUGGCCUUGCGCCACUGCAUAAUGCACGGGGAGAGAUCCAUUAUGUUACCCGCGAUACUAUCAGUCCAAUUAUAACGUCUAACCCUUUUGAAACAACAGAAGAGGAAAUGGUCCAGUCGUUCAACUCCAGCAUUGUUGCUCCACAGCUUGUUUUUUUGGGCAUAGACCAACGGAAUACUGCUGGGUACUGUUUUCGCAACUUCAUUGGAGCCCCAUACUUCGCUCUGGACCUCACUCCGAAGCAUACCUACGAGGUCGCCGCUUCGAAUCUCGCGAGGGACCUCGAAGCACAAGGGUUGUCUUUUGCCGAGGGACGUCCCAUGCACUACGAUGCAGAAUCAGCUGCCAUAUUUGCCCAGGCCCGGCACUAUUUAGACUGGAACGCGCGCAACACCUUUUGCGGGACGUGCGGUCAAAAGACUCUCUCUACCCAUGGGGGUGCGAAGCGCGUCUGCCCCCCUACGGACCGUGCCGAAUCGACUUCCGCCCGGGCUGCAUGCUCUACGAGAACGACGAUAUCAAACCUCAGCUUCCCCCGCACCGAUCCCACGGUCAUCGUUGCCGUGCUCUCGUUCGACGGUCAGCGGGUGCUACUCGGUCACCAGAAGCGGUGGCCAUCGCGCCGAUUCUCCGCUCUGGCCGGAUUCAUCGAGCCCGCAGAGUCCGCAGAGGACGCUGCACGGCGUGAGGUGUGGGAGGAAACCGGUGUGGUUCUGUCACGCGUGGUGAUUUUCUCCACCCAACCCUGGCCCCUUCCGGCGAACUUGAUGGUUGGAGUUAUUGGUCAGGCACGCUCACCAGAGGACGAAAUCAUCAAGCUUGACAUCGAUCCUGAGUUAGAGGCCGCCGAGUGGUUUCGGCUUGCUGAGGUCGGAGAAGCGUUAAGGGCUCAGACAGAAGCAGAAGGAUCUCCGUCAGUCCACGACCUCGGAGGCUGCGGUUUGACGUUGCCACCGCCGACCGCUAUCGCGCACCAUCUGCUUGGAGCAGUCGUGGAUGAGUACUUUCAGAUUGAUGCUGCAACAUGGGGAUAA
Messenger RNA from Cladophialophora immunda, 1233 nucleotides. RefSeq lists its product as uncharacterized. The transcript has 2 exons. NCBI's taxonomy places the organism in Eukaryota, Fungi, Ascomycota, Eurotiomycetes, Chaetothyriales, Herpotrichiellaceae. Bases 1 to 1233 code for a protein of 410 amino acids. Gene Ontology annotation, biological process: NADP+ catabolic process; NAD+ catabolic process. Gene Ontology annotation, molecular function: metal ion binding; NADH pyrophosphatase activity. The record is from RefSeq and is a predicted model, not a curated record. Gene Ontology annotation, cellular component: cytosol.